This is a messenger RNA of Hyposmocoma kahamanoa, 1370 nucleotides long. It is a transcript of the gene Eaf6, whose product is annotated as chromatin modification-related protein MEAF6. Bases 446 to 1261 code for a protein of 271 amino acids. Gene Ontology annotation, cellular component: NuA4 histone acetyltransferase complex. The record is from RefSeq and is a predicted model, not a curated record. The transcript has 4 exons. Lineage: Eukaryota; Metazoa; Arthropoda; Insecta; Lepidoptera; Cosmopterigidae.
GUUUGACACCAUACACCCACCGAAUACGAAGCAUAAUGCCUGAACAAAAUAAUGGACUGAAGACUUGAAUUUUUGACAUUGACACGAAAAUCACUGACUUUUUUACACUACACAACACACAAUACACAGUACACAGAGUUUAACAAUGAAAGGUAGUGAUGAGAAGUAGCUAUAAUAAUAAAUACUUGGCUGCACAUUGUUAAAACAUUGCCCUCUUCAAUGAUUUAAUUUAUUCGUUCAUAUUACUCCAAACUUAUAUCAUCCAUUCAAUUCCAUUCGCUCACUUUUGUCAAAGCCAAAGCGAGUGAAGCUCAUUAAUCUGUGGAGUGUAAUUUAAUGAUUUUUGUUCAUUAUACCGUGGCCGUGAUUCCCUAAUAGUUUUCUUCAUUUACAUUUAGGAGGUCUGAAAUUAUGAAGGCAUAAAUCGCAAUAAAUAGACACCGUCAUGGUUGUUUCACCGCAAAGUCCCGCUAGCGAAGCCCUAAGCGUACAAUCUAAAACCAACAUGGCGUCCAAACAAAGUUCUGUUGCGGACACAAGAGCGGAAUUAGCGGAUUUGGUAAAACGCAAAGCCGAAGUUGCUGAAACACUGGCGAAUUUAGAAAGGCAAAUUUACGCUUUCGAAGGCUCGUACUUAGAAGAUACACAACUGUAUGGAAAUAUAAUAAGAGGUUGGGAUAGAUACUUAACAACAAACAAGAGCACUAAUUCAAAAGCAGACAAACGUAACAGAAAGUUCAAAGAAGCCGAAAGACUAUUUUCUAAAUCUUCAAUAACUUCUAUGGCUGCUGUUAGUGGUCUUGUGGACCCUGCCGAAGCAAAAAAUGAAAGGAACAGUGAGACUGAAUCACAGACCAAUGAGGAUUCAUCAGACACACAAAUUAGUUCUGGAUUGCUUGGAAAUUUAAAUCAUACUACAAUACAUGGAUCUACAGAAAGUAUAGCUUCCACUAAACCUGCAGGAAAACAGCACAUCAAUGGCAGUAUUGAGAAGAGUUUAAGUCAUCAAACUAAACAAAGUGCAACUCAAAAGAUCGCAACCUCAUCUGGAAUGUUACAGAAAGCAUUUGGUAGCGAUAGUAAAAUGCUAUCAGCAGUAGGACUUGAUAGUAGACCUGGUACACCGAAAGAUUCAAAAGACUCCUUAAGUGUGUUGACUAAAGGUGAUUCUACACCAAACUCCUUAAAACAUAAAUUAUCAAACAGCACUAGCAGCAGUAGUGUGAAGAAAAGCAAUAACAAGAAAGCUAGACACAGAUAAGGAAUAGAUAAAACAUCAAUUUAGUUCAAUUCGUUGAGAAAUUUCUCUGAAAUUAAACAAUAGAUUUAAUAAUCCUUAAUGUUUAGAAUUAUCAAAUCCCUUCUAAUCU